GCUUCCUCCUCGUCUUCCUCUCCUCCUUCCCCCCCUCCUCCUCCUCAAACUUCAAGCCUGUCUGGUCGACCUAACCCCGGCAGAUGUUUGUAACGGAAUGCCCUCCUCCGUGAUGGCAUCGGUUCGAGCCGGGAGGAACAACCGAGGUUGACGGCGUGGUUCCUUCAGACGGGACGCCGAGACAAGAGGCCCCGGCCCGGCCCGGUCCGGUGGAGAUGUCUGCCGCGGAAAGUUUUCUUCUUCGAAUGGAAGAUGUUUUUCAAACAAAGCGCUUAUCUUUCGGACUUUAUUGGUGACAUUGGAGGUGUAGAGGUCAGGAGUGACACAAUGUCCAUGGGGGAGUUGAUUGAGCUGCGUGACCUGAGGUCUGGCGGGGAGCAGAUCCAGCUGACCGGAGCAUGCUCACCCUGCUCCCCACCGCGUUUGGAGCGAGCCAACGCCUUGAGGAUCAGCCCGGGAAAGGUGCCGGAUCUGCUGAGUCGGGUGGGCAUCAUCCGGGUCCUGAGCAGCUGCGAGCUGGACCAGCACCUGACGGAGGAGACCGGGGAGGGCCAUGACUUCCAACCCUGUAGCCACUCUCAGCCCACAUGGUGCGACCUGUGCGGGGACUUCAUCUGGGGCCUCUACAAGCAGAGCUUGCGCUGUGCCAAUUGCAAGUUCACGUGCCACUACCGCUGUCGUCCCCUGAUCCGCUUAGACUGCAGCUGGGAUCGAGGUUCUUCCACUGAUUACACUUUGGUUGUGGAGCACACAAUCGAAACAGACACCAAUGUGGAUGAACCAACUGAAUGUGGCAAGCAGGUAUUGACCACUGCUGAUACUCAGAAGCAGAUCAAGGAGUACAACACUCAGAUCAAUAGCAAUCUGUUCAUGAAUAUGAACAAGGAUGGUUCCUAUACUGGCUUCAUUAAAGUUCAGUUCAAGCUGGCGAGGCCUGUGUCCGUCAUGCAACCGAAGAAAGGCGGCGGCGGGCAGAACGCCAGUUCCAGGAAGGGCGGCGGUGUGAAGCGGCGCACCUCGUUCUACUUGCCCAAGGACGCGUCCAAGCACUUGCAUAUCAGCUCCCGCACGUCGGCGCGCGAGGUCAUCGAAGCCCUGCUGAAAAAGUUCACCGUUGUCGACAACCCCGGAAAGUUCGCUUUGUUUGAACGCAGCGAGCGCCACGACCAAGUGUACAUACGUAAACUGUCCGACAAUGAGCGCCCCCUAUCUCUGCGACUGUGCGCUGGGCCCAAUGAGAAAAUGCUCAGCUUUGUUCUGAAGGAGAACGAGACUGGAGAAGUCAAUUGGGAUGCCUUCUCCACGCCGGAAUUGAAGAACUUCCUGCUCAUCCUCCAACGCGAGGAAGAAGAGCAUGUUAAGCAGAUCGUGGAGCGCUACAAAGUGGCUCGAGCCAAGAUGCAGGAGGCCUUGCGCGGCUCCACCCCUGGCUGAACACACUCCUACGUGACAGGGAGACCUGAAGCGUAGCACUUCUUUGGCUAGACCGUGGCCUUGACAGCCAGUCGCCGAUGCUCGUGAAGCUCCCGUGAACGAAUGAAAACUAAAAAACACCUCUUUGGUGAACGAGAGUGUGAAAGGGGCGCGAGACGAUGAGAGCGUGCAAGAGAGAACGCUGACGCGAAUGUGCGUGUGAGAAGAUGCGAGAAGCAGUGCCUGACACCUGGAGAGUCUGAUGUGCCUGAGAGAGUGAGUUGAGACCACGGAGGACUGGCAGAUGUUCUUGUCUACUACCUAAUGAGCCAUUCAAUGUCAUUUUUUUGUAUCGAUAAGGAGGCGCCAAAAUUAGAAAACUAUUUUGCCAUCCAGCAUAUUAAAAUUAUUUUAGGUGUAUACAUGAUUUGUUUUCCUAAACAUGUAAUGUGAAAAUGCCAGAAUACAUAUCACUUAUGAUUGUUUUCAUAAACUUUAGGUAAAAA
Molecule: messenger RNA, 1919 nt
Organism: Syngnathus acus (greater pipefish)
Lineage: Eukaryota; Metazoa; Chordata; Actinopteri; Syngnathiformes; Syngnathidae
Product: ras association domain-containing protein 1-like
Exons: 7
Coding region: 253-1434 (393 amino acids)
Biological process (GO): Ras protein signal transduction
Cellular component (GO): microtubule cytoskeleton; nucleus
Source: RefSeq, a predicted model, not a curated record